CCGGUGCCGGCUCCGGCUCUCUGGGCCUCAAGCCUAAAGGAAGAGACACCGGAGAAGUUCCGGUACCCUUUGGGGGAGAAGAAGCUGCCAUGGAAGAGCCUGCAGCUCCCUCUGAAGCCUCUGAGGCACCUGGGGCAUCUGCGGGUGCCGAGGCAGCAGGGGAGGGUGCCUCUGGGCCUUCCCUCCGCACGCGCCCGGUCUUCCGGCAAUUUUCAGCUGCAGGUCCGGCCCCCCUCCGCACGUCACGUCUGAGGCCUGCCCAGGCUGCAGGGGGAGGGGCUGGGCUCAGUCUCCUGCGGGGCCGGAGUGGUGGCAGCUGGACGAAGCAAGUCACCUGCAGGUAUUAUCUGCAUGGGCUUUGCAAGGAGGGGGAGAACUGUCGUUACUCUCAUGACCUCUCGGGCCGGCAGGUGGCCCGGGAGGGCCCUGGUCCUGCAGACCCAGGCCCUAGCACGGCUGCGCAAGCUGAGACCCUGCCUCAGGAAGUGGCGGAAGCCCCUCCCGCUGCAUCCUCUUGCUCCUUGCCUGUGAUUGGCUUGGCUGCUGAAGGGGGUUCCUUUGAAGCUGGGAGAGACAAUGCAGGCCUUGAAGCUGCUGGAGGAGCAGGUGCGGAAGGCUGGGAGAAUGCCAUUGAGUUUGUUCCUGGGCAACCCUACCGGGGCCGCAUGUUCCCUAUUGUUCCCAGCGCUCCUCCACAGAGCUCAGUGACUGAGAGGGAACAGAUUGCAGUGGGCAGGGGGCCGCCGCUUUGCCGGGAUGCUGCAAUGGGGCAGUGCUUUCGUGGGGAGAGCUGCAUGUAUCUCCAUGGAGAGAUAUGCGAUAUGUGUGGGCGUCAGGUCUUGCACCCUCUGGAUCCUGUGCAGAGGGAAGGCCAUAUAAAGGCUUGCAUUGAAGCACACGAGGAGGAUAUGGAACUCUCGUUUGCAGUGCAGCGAAGUAUGGACAAAGUGUGUGGCAUCUGCAUGGAGGUUGUCUAUGAGAAAGCCAACCCCAGUGAUUGCCGCUUUGGCAUCCUCUCCAACUGCAACCACACCUACUGUCUUAAGUGUAUCCGCAGGUGGAGGACUGACAAACAGUUUGGCAACAGGAUCGUCAAGUCCUGUCCACAGUGCAGGGUCACCUCCAACUUUGUCAUUCCCAGUGAGUUCUGGGUGGAGGAGGAGGAAGAGAAGCAGAAACUUAUUCAGCAGUACAAGGAGGCAAUGAGCAACAAGACUUGCAGGUAUUUUGCUGAAAGCAGGGGUUUCUGCCCAUUUGGAGAGAACUGUUUUUACAAGCACGCAGACCCUGAGGGCCCGGAAGAGGAUCCUCAGAGGCAGGGUGCUGGGGAAUCCGGUGCUCACUGCAGUCAACUUUUGGAGCCUACUCAGGUGGGAGAGGGUGAGAUGCCCUUUAAAAGCGGUAAAAAAGAGCUUGUCAUGCUUCGGCUGGCCGAUCUGUUGUUUAAGUGUUUUCUUUUACUGGCAGAUGAUGAGCUUUCUCUCUCAGAGGACCAGUGGGACUUGCUUCAUUAUGAGCUGGAAAAUUUUUUUCAGUUUGAAUCUGUGGCAUUAUGCUGUGGCAUGUGGUCUGGUGUGCUAAGGCUCUGCCAUCCGCUGUUGCUUGUUUUCUGUUUGUAGUCACAUCUGUCAUUCACAGAGGCUAUAGAAGCCAUUUUUAUAAAGCAUCCAUCUCUGUUUUCUUGUCCAUCCCCAUUUCAAGGUUAUGGUGCUUUACUGUGGUGAACUGUAACAAAAAGUCCUUAAAGUUAUUGUUUGAUGCAAUGAAUAUUACUGUAGUUUAUGGUUUAUUUUGUCAUCUCUGUUUUCAACAGGAUUGACUCAGUUCUAGUCUAGUGUUUACAGAAUUUCCACACUCAUUUUGAAGUCCCUCAAGAAUAAAUGUGACAGGGUGAAGGGAGAAGUCUUAACUGAACAAGGAGCUUUUUUGCUACUACAGCCUUAAGAAAUGGACCCUCGCAGGGCCUUUGUGGUACAACUGCUCAUCUUUGUUGUUUACAUGUCUGUUCCUUCCCUCAUUCCCCUUCAAGUGCACUCUUGAACAUGUGGUUACUUUGUGGUUUUGUGUUUUACUUGACCAGAACCAGGUGUGUAUGUUUACAUGUUUUUAUCCUGUGAAGCUUGAUGUGAAAUUAUUUAUAUUUGGAAGUAUAUAUUUAAUAAUUAUGUAUAUGGAUAUAAAUGUGUAUAAAAGCUCUAUCAUUGAAAAUAUAUAUAAAAGAUACACCAUCAUAUAAUAUAGUAUCUGGAAGAGCUGGAAGCUAUGGUGAAAAGCUAAUAGGAUUUGCUGUUGUGUUGAGUGUGAGGUGUGUAAAUAAUCAUUCUGUCCUUUUUGCAGGCUCAGUGGUUAGCAUCUAAUGAAAACAGAUAUUCAAGUGGCUGUGGUCAGUUGUGGCAGACACAGAUAAAGGAUUUACAAAUUAAGACAUUGGUAAUUCCUAUGGUGGCAUUAGUAGCUCACUGUGCUAUGAUACAUACAGAAAUGUGUGUUCUCAUGCUGUUUAGCACAGUAUCAUUAUUCCUUAUAACAGCACAAUCAGUCCUGAACUCAGAUAAACAGUUCCUUGUAUUCAAUAUUUUGUAUUAUCUCUAGAAAUUAAAAAAGGGGGCUUUUGACAAAAGUUUUCAAUAUGUAAGUGACAAGAUUGUAAAAGAUAGUAGAAUAACAAAAGUAUUGAAACCAGUUGUAAUAUAAGAAUGGAAAGAUUAAAAAAGUGAAAUAUAUAAAGGGACAAAAACUAAAUACAGUAGUGAUCAUAAGAAUAGUAUAGGAAACCAGUUGUAAUAUAAGAAUGGAAAGAUUAAAAAAGUGAAAUAUAUAAAGGGAUGAAAACUUAAUACAGUAGUGAUCAUAUGAAUAUUAUAUGUGCUGCCGAAGUGAGCACGUGAUCAUAAGAAUAUUAUAACACAUUACACUAUUAGGUUAAAUGGAUUUGGCUUAAAAACUAACACUCCAAGAUUAUCAGACUUGAUUAAAAUUAAAAUUAAAUUGUAAGCUGUUUAAAAUACACAGCUACAACAUAAGAAUUCAGAAACAUUAAAAGUAAUAGGAUGAAAAAAUUAAGUAGCAGUCCUGUGACUUCUGCAAUAGAUGAAGUUGAUAUUAAGGAUAAACAAAUUGCUGGAGAUAAAGUUAGUAUAUAAACAUUAAAUUAUAAUUUACCUGGAAGAUAGAACUUUUCCAAUUUUGUAUUCAUUUAAUAACACAGGAUCAGAUAUACAAAUAAAUAAUUGAUAAGAAAAAUACAAAAUUUAGGUGUAUAGUUUUCAUGCAUUUUUUCAUUAACAGAACAAGCAAAUGAAGUAAAUUGAACAGUACAGUUCUCACAGUUUAUGUAAUGUAAAAUGUGUAAUGUUCUGUGUGGAUUAACUGCAAAAAGUUCUUCUUUUGGCUAAGAGAUGAAAAUACACCAGGUGCUUGAGUUCCAGGAGAUCCAGACUUCCUGAAUAUUCAGCAAAGACAGGGUACAUUUACAGAGUUUGUGCCAUGUACUAACACUCUCCAAAGCACAAAUUUAAUUCUCAGACCAAACUUAAGAAGUACUUGCCAUAAUUUUUCUCAUAAUUCUAAUGAGGUAAAUAAGGUAGAGAGGUUACAUUACUUUCCCAUAUGGCUAUGACCCAUAGGUUUAAAUUAGUGGAACCACAAAUGGAACUCAGUGGUAUAUUUGCAGAACACAGGCACCAUGCUUCCUCUUCCCUCACCUACAUGCCCAGGAUCACCCGGACCAGCUGAAUAUUGCUAAUGGUAACCUGUGUGCAGUCUUUAAGUAUGGAUGGUUCAGCCACACGGGACAGACAAAUUAGCUCCUAAGAGAAUUCGGGGGCUAUGGGGCUUUGUCUUUUGUCUUACAGACUCAGAAUUUCUCAGUCCCUUACUUGUAAUAUGCCUCACCCUCCCAAAUUUUACACUGCCUCUCCCUUCUUAUAGGAUUCCCGAUUUUAUUGCUAAGUAUUUCAGUGCAUUUCACUGGCAUCUUUGCCAUAUUUCUUCCAAAUUGAUUCCUCCUAUCCAAAGAAUUCACCAGUCAAGAGGCUGUAAAUGCCUCACAGUUACUUUCAUGCAGGAUGAGUGAUUCCAAACAAAAUUCAAACAUGCUGGUUACCCUUGAGGCCAGGCAUGCAGGGGAAAGAGGGCUCAGAUGAUCAAACAACCAAAGAAAAGGACCAGAUGGGUCUCUCUCAAAGACUGUACUGACACCAAAGUCUCAUGAGCUUUGAAUAGUGGCUAAGCUGCUAUUAAGGAGGGGUUUUUAAGCUGAGCUUGAAAAGCUUUGAAAACUUUGUCCUAAUCUACACUACCUAAUGUUCUGAAAUAGCAUGUUUUUAUCCAAAUAGCAUCUUGUAACAAUCAUAAUAAAUAGAACAAAAAUUGGCAGAAGAUAUAGUGGUUUUGGUGACAAUGAAUAGAAUUAGAAUCCUGACUCUGCUUCUUAACAGCCGUGAAGUCUGGAACAAGUUACUUAAAUUUUCUAUACCUCAGUUUUUUUUUUUUUUCUAAUAUGAGAAGUGGGUACAGUACCACUGUUAUGAUGAUCAGAUGUAAUCUGGACAAGGAACUUGAAACAUAGAUGGUAUUUUUAUAGUAGCAUGUGUAAAAGUAGUAUUUAUGCGUGUUUGUGACCUCAGAAGAGCUUGAGCAAGAAUUAAUACUCCAUGGAGUUUUUCUCUUUGGGAAUCUUUGGAACUUGUGUUAAAGUAACAUUAUUGCUUUAUGACUUUUUGUAGCAUGGGGGCACAUUACCUUUAUAGUCAUAAUUUCAAAAGGAUUGAAUAAUUUUUCAACAAAAGUCAUUCAGUUAAAACUAAAAAUGUGCUAUUCUUGAAAUACAGUAAGCAACAACAAAAAUAUGUAUUAUUUGUGAUUUAUGUGUCUACAUGAGGAAAAUAAAUAAAAUAAUGU
Mustela lutreola (European mink) is the source of this 4902-nucleotide messenger RNA. It is a transcript of the gene MKRN3, whose product is annotated as makorin ring finger protein 3. The transcript has a single exon. NCBI's taxonomy places the organism in Eukaryota, Metazoa, Chordata, Mammalia, Carnivora, Mustelidae. The record is from RefSeq and is a predicted model, not a curated record. Gene Ontology annotation, molecular function: metal ion binding; ubiquitin protein ligase activity. Bases 90 to 1619 code for a protein of 509 amino acids. Gene Ontology annotation, biological process: protein polyubiquitination.